AUGCAAACCCAUGAGAUAAUGAUAAGAUGUAUUGAAGAAUAUCCAGUUGAAAAUAUCAGUGAAAUAAGGUUUUUCUUAAAUAAUGCUGAUUUAAGAGAUGAAGAAAUAGAAGAGAUAAUAAGGUUAUUAACUCAGAUGGCUAUGAGAGCUGAUAAAGAGAGUUUAAAAUGUAUUACUCUUUAUACUCAUUUGUUAAUGGAACGACUCAUUACAGAAACACAAUUUGUGAGACAUCCAAUAAAACAUGAUGGAUGGAAGAAAUUACGACUUGAUUCUUCCUUUAUGAAUAGUAAAAUGCUUAAAAUGCCUGUUGAUAUACAAAUAUUUUUGUCAAAAUUCUUUGAUAAAGAAGAAGUUAUGAAGAGGAUGAAAAGUAAUGACAUAGACAUUUCAUUAAAGAAAAGAAUUACAUCUCUUAUUCAAUGGUAUCCUAAAGAAAUGCAGUGUGUUGAAAGUCCAGAUUAUAUGAAGAUUAAUGACAUGAUAGUCAAAGAAAAAAAUAAUGAGAAUUACCAAAUAAGUCUCAAAGAAUUAUAUACAGUAGAUGGUUUGGAUGAAAUGAAACUUGUUGGGUUAUUGUUAGUUUAUGGAAUUGUUCAUAACAAAAAAGCAAUACUUGAAGAGAUGGAUCAUUUAAUUCAACAUCUAGUUAAUAGACCAUUAGGAAUUUAUUUUACAAAAUAUUUUGUUCAAACAUUAAGAAACUAUAAAGAAGAAAUUUGUCAAGAAACAAUGGAAUUUAUUGAGAAUGGAAAUGCCAUUAAAACAAUAAUACAUUCUUUAGGAGAAAGUCUUAUUUUACUCAAACCAUAUAAUGCAAAGUCGAUAUUUUAUUCACUAAUUCAAUUAUUUCCAAAGACUAGUAUUCAAGAGAUAUUAAAAAUAAGUCAAGUUAUUGAUUUUAAUGAUGAUAAUAUAUUUUUAGUACAAAUUGGAGUUAUUAAUAUCUUUGUAUUGAUGAUUCCAGAAAUGAUUAAAAUGUCUCAUGAAGAAAUGACAAAUAUUAUUCAAUUGAUUUCACAAUUCAUCAUAAAACAUCAGAACAUAAAAAUUAUUCAAUUAUUUUGUGAUUUCAUUUAUGCAUCAUGGAAAUUAAUACAACAAAAAGGAAUAUAUGAAACAAUCAUUUAUGAAGUUAUUGUCACAACCACCAAAAAUAUACUUGAAGGAAUUAUUCCAGUAAAUGAUAAGAAUAGAAAGAACUUAUCAAACAUUUAUUUAUUAUUAUUCAGUGAAAAACAUGAAUAUUGUCAAAGGAUCUUGAAUAUGGUUAUUGACAAAUGUAUAGAGAAAAAUAUUGACAUGGAACAUAUUCAGUAUAUCUUUAUUGGAUGCCAUCAAUCUAUGAAAUGGUCUAAGAAAAUUACACAAUUUUGUAUUGAAGAAUUAAUAGAAAAGAAAGAAAUUAAAGAAGAAAAUACAAAGAGAAGUAUUAUGUUAUUAAGACUAUUAAAAAGUGGGAUGAAUAAAGAAAUGAUUAUCAAGAAUGAAGAAAUUUAUUAUCAAAUAUUUGAUUCAUUUAUAAAAUACGAUAUAUUAAAAACAGUGAUUGAUGAAGUAAAAGGUAUUUUCAUUGAUACAUUACUAUAUUCCUAUAAUAAAGAUAAAAAUGAUUAUAGAUUGAUUGAAAUAUUUCAUAGAUACAUAAAACAUUGUAUUACAUCACAUUUAGAUUGUUUAUAUAAUUUUGUAAUGAACGUUUGUAUUGAUAAAGAACACCAAACAUAUAUUUAUCAAGAAGUACAAAAAAUUAAAAUUGACCAAACAACAUUGUAUUUCAUGAAUAAAUGCUUUAAGGAUGAAUUACAGAUAUUAAUUGAACGAAUGACAAUUAUAGGAAGGAAAUUAAGUUCAAUGAAACAAGAAGAAAAGUUACAAGAAUUAUAUUAUAGUAUUGUUGAGAAUUGUAUUAAGAGAAAUCCUCAGAACACUCUUAUUGAUGAAGGAAAUAUGUUAAUUACUAAUGAAAUUUAUAAUAUUAUUAAUAGAGAUUUUAUUUCUAUUGAAUUAAGUGAAAUGAAUGAAGAGAUAGAAUGUCUUGACAGAAUUUUUGAAAUAUAUUUAAUUCUAAGUAAAGAAUUAAAUAAACCAAUAACUAAUAAAAGUUUAUUAACUACAAAACAAAAGAAAUUAAACUCUAUUCCAAUUGAAUAUUUUAUUGGAGGAAAUAUUUUUAAUAAUAGUGUCGGUUAUUUAAUUCAAAGAAUUGAAGAUAUAAACAUUAAAAAAGUAAUUCAUUUGAUGAAAAAAGACACUUUGGGUGUGAUGGAUGAAACAUCAAUGAUUGAAAUGUUAUUGAAAUCACUCAAUAAUCAAUACAUUUGUUCUAACCUCACAAAUGGAUUCAAAGUAUUCAACCAAUUGAUUAGAUGUAUUCCAUUAACAUUUAAUAACAUGAACCAAUUAUUUAAUUCAAUAAACCAAUAUUGUAAAACAAAAAAAGAAUUAUUGGUUGAUGAAAACAUUUACCAAUUCAUUGAUUAUAGUCUUCAAAUCAAUAAAGAAACAAGUGCUGCUGUAUCAUUUAUACUAUUAAUGACUGUUUCAUUAGUAAUUAAUUCAAUUGAAAAACAACCCCAUUCUAAAAUCAUAAAUAAUGAUAGAAAUGAAUUUAUCAAAGAAAAUAAUGAAAUAAUGAACAUUAUAUAUUGUGGAUAUAAUGAUGUAUUUGAUUCAUAUAAAAUUAAAGUAAUUGACAAUGAAAUUCAUAAUAAUAAAAUUAAUGAAAUUCUUCAAAAACAUUGUACUCAUCAAAUGCUUGAAAAAUGUAUUGAAACACCAUUCAUCUAUGACUGUCAAAGAACUAUUCCAUUAAAACAAAAUAUAUUUAUAAUAUUAUAUCAUUUCUUCACAUUCAAAGAAGUUAAAAAUAUUAUUGAAGUAAUUACUAACAAGUAUGAACCAGAAAACAAAGGGAAAUUCUACAUUCUUCAAGGACUUAUUGCAGGAAUUAAAUCAUUUGGAAUAGAAGAAAGAUUAGAAUGUCAAGAAUAUAUUUUAAGUCAUUGCAUAGAUUGGCUUCAAGUAAUAAAUUCAGAUCAUGAAAAUAUAAUGCAUAAUUUCAUUAAGAAUGAUUAUACUUUAUUAAAAGAAAUCUAUUCAAGAUGCAUUAAAAGUAUUAUUAAAGGAAAUUAUAACAAAACAAUCAUUCUCUUUGUAAUCAAAUAUAGUUUUUGUAACUAUUCAUUGAUUGAAACAACAAUUAGUACAUUGUUUAAUGGAACAGUAAUUUGUGGAUGUUAUAAAGAAGACAUCAGUAAAUUCAUUCAUAUAUUAAUAAAUGAUAACCGAUUUAACAAACUAAUUAUCAAAUUACUCCUCCAAAUACUAAAAGAUAACAAUAAAUCAACUUCUAAUACUACUCUCAAUGCUAAUAUAAAUGUUAUAUUCAAUGCUCUUCAUAUAAUUAAUAGUAAUACUAUUGAACUUUGUAUUGAAACUAUUCAUACUUUGAGUAAAUUAUAUCCAUUUGAUAAUUCUAAAAUAUUAAAACCAAUUAGUAUGGUAAAGAAAGAAGUUCAAUCCCAAUUUGUUGAGAAGAUUCAACAACUUUAUUUUGAUUCUGAUAAAAAUGGUAAACUGUUAGUGCUUGAUACUUUGUGCUCAAUGAAUAAUUUGGAUUUUGUAAGUCAACUUAACUUUGAUAAAAUGAUGAACACAAAUAACUUUAUAGUUAAUUCUUGUUGUUCUGAUCUUAUGACACAUUAUAUUCAAAAAACAAAUGACAUUGAAUUUUGUGAAAAGAUUACUGAAAAGCAAUUAGAUAAUAAUAUUAGUAAUGAACAUCUUUAUAUUACAGCAUUAUCAUGCAUUGUACUAUCUCGAACACUCUUUAUUAACAAUUCAAUUAAAAGUGCAGUUCAUCAACUUCUUCAUUUUAAACCAAAGAAUAGUCAAAUUAAGAAAUAUUGUAAUAAUACCUUAAUGUCAUUUAGAAGAAAGUUUGGUCAAUUAUUAAAAUAUGACAAAAGUAUAUUUUCAGAAGAUGAUAUGGAAUUAUUAAGUUUACAAUCUAUUCCAUGGUACAUGGCUUAA
Entamoeba nuttalli P19 is the source of this 4035-nucleotide messenger RNA. RefSeq lists its product as hypothetical. The record is from RefSeq and is a predicted model, not a curated record. Lineage: Eukaryota; Evosea; Mastigamoebida; Endamoebidae. The transcript has a single exon. The coding region runs from base 1 to 4035 and encodes 1344 amino acids.